This is a messenger RNA of Closterium sp. NIES-65, 1524 nucleotides long. The record is from the annotation of a GenBank genome assembly. NCBI's taxonomy places the organism in Eukaryota, Viridiplantae, Streptophyta, Zygnematophyceae, Desmidiales, Closteriaceae.
AUGACCGAGGUUGUUGGCACAAUGGCGACUGCUUGGCGUGGGUCGUCGCCGUCGGCAAACGAUGCCGGCCAAGCGCAACCUACGGAGGGCUUGAAGCUGGGUCACAAGAGGGGGGGAGGCGGCGGGGGGGGCGACGGGGACAAUUCGGCGAAAACGAAGCGGAGCAAGGGAGGCGGGGGGUCUCGCGUCGCCGGCGACGGGAGCAAGGGGGCCGGAGAAGGAGGCGGCGGAGGGGGGGGGGGGGGGGGGGGGGGGGGAGACGAUUCGGCGGGCGCGAGGCGGAUCAAGGGAGCGGUUGGUUCUCGCGUCGCCGGCGAUGGGAGCAUGGGAGCCGGCGACGGCAGUUCGGGGAAGCAGUCAGGGAAGAGCGUGGUCGACAUCCUCAGGAAGCACUGGGCUGAGGCUGGAGCGGCCAGCACGGGCCAUGGUGCGUUGACUGCGAGGACUCAGCAGGCUUCUGGCUCUGGCGCUAAGCCGUUGUCGGCAAAUGUCGCACCACCCACCCAUGUGGCAGCUGAUGUGGAGAAGGCGGUGGAGAAGGGCGUUCGUGCCGCGCUAGCCACCAGCGGCGGCGCCGUUGAGGAGGUCCCCGCAGACGUUGAUAUCGCUGCCAUACAGGCCCAUCUGGAUGCAGCCAAUCGCCGAACCCUGGCCAUCUCCGACACGGCACAUAGGAAGACGCGGGAGAAGUCGGAGGUGAAGGCGGCGGAUAAACAGAAGGGGACGGCGGCGGAGACGGCGGCGGACAAAGAUGGAGGCGGCCUUGCGGAGGUUGAAGGGAAAGGGGAGAAUCAGGAGAAGUCGCCCGGCGAGGGUACGUCGACGGGGAGGAAGGGGAAGGACAAGUCGGUCGGAGAAGGUGCGUCGACCGGGAGAAAGGGGAAGGAGAAGGCGGUCGGCGAGGGUUCCUCGAAGGGGAGAAAGGGAAAGAGGAAGGCGGAGGAGGAGGAUGAUGAUGUCGAGGAGGUGGAGGAGGUCAAGCAGGAGGAGGAAGAAGAAGAAGAGGAGGAGGAGGAGGAGGAGGAGGAGGAGGAGGAGGAGGAGGAGGAGGAGGAGGAGGAGGGCAAGGAGAGGAGGGGUCAUGGCAUCCGACACGAUACCUCGGGUGACAAGCAAGGGUGGGUCGGCGAGAUUAAGGUGCACGGCAUCAAUCGAUACAUCGGCAAGUCGCGGGACAAGAUGGAGCUCGCGUACGUUCACUCCAUCGCGUACGUCGUCUACGACGGUUUCGUGAGCAAGGUGCUCAUGACCGAGCUCACCGGCUUGGACAGCGCCGAAUUGGAGAGGUGGAAGGAGGUGUGGGAGGAGGUCAAGAUCUUGCCGACAGAGAUGUGGACAGUGAUGUGGGCCCGGGUCGAUGCUAGCACCGAGGAAGGCCAGGAGACGUCGGCGAUAAUAGGCCGCAUGUCAUUGUGCGCUGCGUAUGGGAAGACCGCUGCAGUAGCGGCGAAGAAGGAGGGAGACAAGGAGGAGAAGACGGAUAUGGUGGCAUGGGCGUUAGCAGCAUCCGCAUGCGCUGUGUAG